Messenger RNA from Symbiodinium sp. CCMP2592, 1359 nucleotides. The record is from the annotation of a GenBank genome assembly. NCBI's taxonomy places the organism in Eukaryota, Dinophyceae, Suessiales, Symbiodiniaceae.
AUGUUCGCGCUGGCGUUGCUGGCGAUUCUCGGCGUGAUCACCUCGUUAAGGGCUCUGUCCAACGACCGGCAGAUGCUUCUGCAGAAGACAGAGGAAUUGACCGCCUCCCUCCAGGAUCUCAAAGAGGAGAUUCGGCAGCAGUCCGCUUCGGGCACUCCGAUCUCAAGUUUAGAAAGGCUUGAUGGCCGUGACACGUCUCUGACACAGAAGAUGACUGACUCCGGGACAGCGGGCGAGAUUCCUGUAGCAACGUCUUCGGCCGCUGCUGCUGAGAGACCUGGAGUUGCAGAAGCGGUCGUGCAGGAUUGGCCUCCCAAGGCUUGCACCCAUCCCGAAGGAGCGGUGCUGUUCUUCUGUGAGCGGCCCGCCCGAAAGGUGGCUGCAGCGUUUGAUUUGUGGAAGGAGGGCUCGCAGCUUCUGGGCCAGGCAGACUUCGUUGAGUUCUUGUCUCGAUGCCAAAGGGCGGAGUCGGUCCUGGCCGGUUCUCGAGUGAAGAUUUGGUCGGACAGCCGUGAUCGCAAGGGCUUCAAGGGGGCCAUGGCAGAGCAGGUUAGGGAUGUGUAUGGCCUGUCCAAGUUGGUGAAACCGUCCUGGGGCGACGACACAUGGAUAUUGGACGUUGGUGGCAACUUGGGCAUCACAGCCAUUCAUCUGCACAUACGGGCACCCAAGUGCAAACUGCUUACCCUGGAACCGAGCCCAUGGAACUACAUCUUGCUGCGGCUGAACCUGCUGCAGAACUUGGAAGCUGCUGGUCAGACCGUGUUCGCUUUGCAUGGCGGCUUCUCUGCAACGCCCGGCACCUUGCAUGGAACCCACAUGUUCACGAACGCAUGGGGCUCCAGGAACGAUGACAUCUUCCAGCCCCACAGGUCCAUCAAAGGAGAGUUGAGCAAGCAUGAGCUUGGUCACUUUACAGCUCCUCUUCGGACACUAGAGGAAGUUAAGACGAAUUAUGGGAUCAAGCAUAUCAGGCUGAUGAAGCUUGAUUGCGAAGGUUGCGAGUGGACGGUGGGCUUGAGCAUGAUGCACAACGGCGAUUGGAAGAUGGUGGACAUGCUGUUUGGCGAACUACACGCGCUCUGUCAGAACGAUGUGUCAGAUGCAGCUGAAUGCCUGCCGAGAAACGUCUCCACAACGGCAGGAAGAGAUCUAUGGUAUUUUUUGUGCGAAGCCCGAAAGUUCCCCUUGGAGUGGGGUUGUGAAGAGCCCCGCUUUGCUGGACUCGGUCGAGAGGUGGCCUCGAGUCUGGCAGCCCGGAUCUGCGGAAGCUCCGACACCAAAGCCUGGCAGUGCGCCUGGGCCAAGAAGCUCUGUAAAGACCAGGGCCGGAAAGCUCCUCAUUGCCACACGGCAUAA